UACCCGACAUUGAUGAUAACCACGACUUACAAUAAUAAGUGUAAAUACAUUAAGUACAAUAUAUUUAAUAAUAUAAGGAACCGUGUGAUAUUCGAAAAAUGAUUUGUUGGCUACCAACAUUAUAAAUACCGAUGUUUAUUUAACGUAUCUUUUGUAUGUUCGUGUGACGGGUAUGUUGCGUGUAUGAAUACAACACUGAAGUAUUUAUCUUCUAUAUAUAUACUCUGUUGAAUGUGUGGUGUUUAUGUAUAACAUAAUAACGAAAUCCGGUGAUAGAACUCGACCUUUGUGAACGCCUGUCCAAGAGAUACGUCUGGCCUACGAGGGAGGUCGUCCGUAGACCUGACCCGAUUUUGAGGACGGUUGUUUUUUUACGCACAUACCUACAUAAAGGUAUUAUAGGUACGCAUCUUACAGCUCGUGAAGAAUAUCGAUUUUCACUUUCAAUGGACUAAACACUGCAGUCUAUUAUAUCCAAACAAAAUCUUCCUUUUCAAAAUUCUAUUCACUUCCGAGUAUCCUGCGAGUACUCGUACAUGUUUUAUCCAUUAUACAAUAUUAAUACGAUGAGUAACGAAACAUAUUUAACGUUUCCGCAGUCUACCUAUUCUUAAAAUGGCAACCGAAAAAAAAAAAAAAAUCCGAAAUGACCUUUUUCCCGAACAGACGGGGUAUUAUUAUUAUUAUUAUAUAUUAUUGUCGUUAGUCGUGUCCGUGACGUUAAACGUUUCCAAAUCUGUGCGCGAUCAGAGUGUCUGUCUCUGCAAAUAAAAUAUAUCUUGUACGCACUGUAGUAUUUUUUUUCUUCACAAUAUCGCAGAAAUCGGUACGACUCGAUUCGGUCGUAUAUUAUAUUAUUCAGUGAGUGCCGAUUCCGCCGCCGAACGAACGGACGAAACUUUGAAUCACGGUCUCGAAAUAUACAAUAAUAUUAUGUAGGUUAGCCCAUAUCCGUUCCUGAAAACGGUUAAAAAUAAUGAUAGAUUAUCAUAGGACGAUAAUUUCGCAACCGAUUGCGUCUUAUCGACCGCAGUAUUCCGCUUUCGUCGAAGGCGUCUGAUAAGCGCGUUCGUACGCCGUAAUAUUAUUAUACACACGUAGUCGUCGUAUCAACAUUCUACCUACUUACACAUCUCAAUGCAAUAAAUCGAUCGCCGUAAACGGCUAUUUCAAUACGAUGAGCGACCACGGCCAAAUGAUGUAUGAUACUGACUCUGAGUGCGGCAACGCCGCACCACUGACCCUGCACUACGGCAACCACCAUGUUUACCUGAUGGCGGAAAUCCAACAGGCUGGCGACGAGCACUCAGACAUGGAGCUGAUGUGUGAGCAGGGCGCCACCAUCAGGGCCCACUCGCUGGUGCUGGCUUCCGUCAGUCCACUUGUUCGGCGACUGCUCAAGGAGGACAACGUGUGCAUGUACCACAACCUGGUGCUCCAGUUCCCGGAGAUCAAGGAGUCGCACAUGAAAACGGUGCUGGACUUCAUUUACACCGGGCAAGCCAGCGUGUUGGAGAACGAAUUUGACGAGGUAGUUAGCUUGUUGAACUUGUUGGAGAUUCGGUCAGACACGUGGCAACGGGCUAUGUACGAGUCGGCGUCGUCAUCGUCGCCACCGCCACCCGGUCAACCACCGUCAGCUGCGUCAUCAGACGUGUCUGUAAGGACGGAUCCAGAAAACCUGUCACCAGCGUCACGGUGUGAAGUACACCCCAAAAAGCGGCGAAGACGGUCGUCUGUGCCCGUAAAUUUGUCAAUCGAUACGAAAAACGACGAGGAUACAGCUGUCACCCAAUCUAACUGGCGGGUAUCUAAAUUCGAGGAGAGCCAUCGGAAGUUGAGGAGGCGAAGCAGUUCGCCGUUCGACGACUAUGCGCAUCACCAAGAACGCGAAUACCACCACAACGGUUUCCAACCAUUCCCAAAACGUGAACCGCAUUGGGUGGAAACCGAAUACCGGAGUUCACAGCUUCAGUACAGUUGUGAGGUAAACUUACCGUACAUGGACCCGGCGGAACCAAACUUGGAUCCUGAGAUCGAAGAGACGAAUGAUUCGGACAGUAAGGACGCGAGGCUGAAUCCCGCCGACUAUGUGGUGACCCCGAGGAAGCGAAAGAAACAGCCCGGGUUCCAGAACUCUCCAGCCCAGAACCCGCCGUUCGUGCCCAUGUACUUCCACGAGAUGGCGUUCAGGCACCAGAAGAUCACGCAGUCGCUCAGCUCCUUCGUGCAUCACCCAUUCGGGUCCUCGCCACAGCCACCGCUGACCCAGCCACGGGCCACGGACGACGGCGGCCGGGACACGCCACCGCACAGGACGCCCAUCUACAUGGGCCGGUCCAGAUCUCAGGACUCCGGUGUGUACAGACCGCCACCGCCGCCGCUCCAGCUGCAGCCGCCACCGCCACCGCCAUCGGACAACGACUGCAGUCCGCCUCCACCGUCGUCCGGACAAUUAACGCAGUCGUCGUCGUUCGGCGGUUUCUCUGAAAACGGGUCACCCUGGAAGCCAUCGUCUGACGUGAAACCGACGAUGACACUGUCGUCGGAACCGGCGGCGGAAGUGCAGCACCAGCACCAGACGCACCAGCACAACUCGCCGGCGUCAGCGGCCGGACCGGCGUCCGCGGCGUCGUCGUCCGACACGGAGGACAAGUCGUCGGGAGGCUGCGCGGGCGGCGCGGGCCGCGAGUACAAGUGCACGUACUGCGGCAAGCAGUUCGGCAUGAGCUGGAACCUGAAAACGCAUCUCCGCGUGCACACGGGCGAGAAGCCGUUCGCGUGCCGCCUGUGCGUGGCCAUGUUCAAGCAGAAGGCGCACCUGCUCAAGCACUUGUGCUCGGUGCACAGGAACGUCAUAUCGCCCGGCACCAGCGCCGCCGACCAGGAGACGGCCGCCGCGUUCAACUGCUGCUUCUGUCAGAUGACGUUCGACACGCUCCAGCAGCUGGUCCGCCACUUUUCCGGGCCGCACAACAACCUGCUGCUCACCAAGAACCUGAACGCCUGACGGACGCCGCCGACCGAACGCUUUUCUCUCGGGGCGGCCCCCGUUUCCCGUCUCGCGGAUUUUUCUGAUAAUAUUAUAACGACGACGACGACGACAACAAUAUUAUUGCGUUGUUAUCAUAUAUGUGAUACAAAUUUUCAGCGGACAAGACGCGUACCUCUUUAUUAUACAGUUUUUUUUUUUUUUUUUUUACAAUUAUUAUCAUUAUUAUUAUUAUGUGUACAAAAUUUGUUUUGUAAAAAAAAACCGUUUUUCGUAAUUAUUUUCACCAGCUGUUAUCGUAUUAUUAUUAUUAUUAUUAUUAUUAUUAUCAUCGUCACUGUUCUCGUCGUUGUUAUAUUGUUAAUUUUUAACGCGUGAAAAUAUUAUAUUCGGCCGGAUAUAGCGAUUUUAAUCCGGACCCGACCUGUUCUGUACUUUGGGCGUUACACCGCCCUGUACUUUUACCGUUGUCCAUCAUCAUUCAUUCGCAGGCGCGUAUUAUACACUCCGACGUGUCUCUCGUAGACCUUUUUUUUUUUUUAUAUGAAAUAUGAUAUCUUAAUUCAGUGCAAUGUGUCACGCUCCCAUCGCCGGCGGAGUCGGAAUAAAAAACUUCAAAAAAUCCGUGACAUCGUCCGAAAAGUGUUCAUCACGAUAUAAUUUAUUGCCAACGUUUUCUGAUUGUAUAAUUAUUAUUGUAUAUUAUACUUCCUACGUGUUCACUAAUAUUUAUAUAGAUUUAAGUGGCAAACUCCAAAUCACGUAUACUCGUCGUUGGGUGUAGGUACUUACGCAUUCCAGUCGCCAACAGAGUUCGAGAAAAAAAAUAAAAUCAACGACAACGACAGCAACGACGACGACGAUAUCGUUUUGCCGAUGUGUGUAACGCGCACGACUAAAUACUAUAUGUAUAGAUACUUAAUUCGUAGGGAAAAUUAAGAUCUCUAGAAAUGAAUAAUAUGAGCGGUUAUAUAUAUAUACGUUUAAGUUAAAGUAGAAUUACUAUAUAAUAUUAUGAUAAACUACGUCCUAAAUCGAUCGUUACCUUUAUGUUUAUAAAACAAAAUAAUUAUUUAAUGAUAAUAUUAAUAAUAGUGUAACAAUUUUAACAAAAAUAUUAUAAUAUUAUAAAAUAUAAUACCGACCUAUGUAUUGAUGUUUGCGCGCAAAUGCGUGUACACACUGCAAAGAUUUGACGAUUUUUCUAUGCGUUCAAUCUGUUGUCGAAUCUCUGCAGCGACGCACCGUACAACUUAUUCCCGGACCGUUCAUUCGACCCAGUGCGACCCUCCACUAUACUCCAACAAUCGCGUAUAACGACAUCCGCGUGAUAUCCGCAAAAAUAUGUUCACGACAUGCAUCCCCAAACGGACGCUUUCGGACUCGGCCGCGAGCGAGAUAAUGUUUUGUUGGUCGUACACGAUCUCGGUGCAGGUGUCGACUGCGCGAAAUCGAAUUAGAUACUUAUUUAAUUUUAGACGCAUAAUAAUAAUCGCCUAUAAAACUUGUACAUAGUAAUUUUAUGUAAUAUAUAAUAAUAUUAUACAUCAUAAAAUGCAUAAUAUUUUUUCGCGUAUAAUAUUAUGAAUUUUAUGAAUGAAAAAAAAAAAACAAUGUGUACAUAAUUUAUAGUAUUGUUACGGUAAUAAUAGUGAAUAGCAAUUAUAAUAUUAUGUAUUGUAAUGCGCAUUACACGAUGUAUAAAUUAAAACGCGUAUUAAUAUUAUAAUAUAUAUAUAUAUAUAUAGUGACGCGUGAUCGAAACUAGUCAUAAUUUAUUCACUAAGAUGUGUACGAAAUGUAAAAAGAUAAAAAAGAUAUUGCUUGUAAAUAUGUACUACCCUUAAACAACACCAACCGUGUUUGUAAAUAUUAAAUAUAAUGAAUAAACGGUUUACUAAAACUUUUAA
This is a messenger RNA of Rhopalosiphum padi (bird cherry-oat aphid), 4902 nucleotides long. Its product is annotated as transcription factor Ken 1-like. The record is from RefSeq and is a predicted model, not a curated record. Lineage: Eukaryota; Metazoa; Arthropoda; Insecta; Hemiptera; Aphididae. Gene Ontology annotation, biological process: regulation of transcription by RNA polymerase II. The transcript is spliced from 6 exons. Bases 1178 to 3010 code for a protein of 610 amino acids. Gene Ontology annotation, molecular function: RNA polymerase II cis-regulatory region sequence-specific DNA binding; DNA-binding transcription factor activity; protein binding. Gene Ontology annotation, cellular component: nucleus.